AUGCCCUGUACAAUAUUUCUAAUUCUACUUUUACACAUUUUGAUUAGAACCAGUUCAGCAUCACUGGUCACCAGUUGUGAUUCUUGCCAUAGUGAAGCCUCCUGCUGGGAGUCCAGAGACAGAGGCGACUCUUUCACCAGCAGGAUCUUCUCUUGUGUUUGUAGAGAUGGUUUUGUUGGUGAUGGUCUGACCUGCUAUGAUAGAAAGCUCUGCAACAAGUCUCCCUGCUGUGAGACAGGUUAUCAAUGGUCUCCAGACCUCGGCUGUGUUGACCUUGAUGAGUGCUCUCAAAAGAGUUCCCCGUGCCCAGAGCAUCAGAUUUGCUCCAACAGACCAGGGUCCUAUGAAUGCCUGCAGCCUUCCUCCAACAGCAGAUCAGGUCUCUCUGAGGGAGCACUAAGACUGGUCAAUGGAGGAAGCAACUGCUCUGGCAGAGUGGAAAUCUUUAUCGAUGGAGAGUGGGGGACAGUGUGUGAUGAUAUGUGGAACAACAUUAAUGCUGAGGCGGUGUGUCGACAGGCAGGCUGCGGAAGAGUCAUUGUAGUAACUGCACAUUUUGGAGAGGGAACUGGGCGCAUAUGGAUGGAUGACGUGAAGUGCCUAGGAAAUGAAUCACAGCUAACAGAAUGUGAACAUCCGGGGUUUGGAGAUCAUAACUGUGAUCACCAAGAGGAUGUUGGUGUUGUCUGUGAAGGGGUACAGCUUAUUUGUGGCAGAGAUAAACUCCAAGUAGGACUGGAUCUCAAAACUAUGCAGUCUUUAGGUUUGGAUCCAUUCUCUGGACAUCUUGCUGCCCGCAACUGCACAAGGUUCAACGUUCAUUGGGGUGUUGUGUGGUACGAGGUGGAGGCUCGACCAGGUACCUGCGGAAAUAUAGUGACGAACAACGGUACACAUGCUGUCUUUAGGAACAAUUUAUUUAUCUACUCAGCAAACAAUGAAUCCUUCCUCCUUCCCAGGAAGUUUCCAUUCUCCUGUUUCUAUCCUUUGGAAACUGACACCAGCCUGAAUGUGGCAGUAAGACCAACUUUAGAGUGGGAACACGGUAUUUCGGGUACAGGUGCCAAGCCCAGAGCCUUCAUGUUUCUGUUCGUGGACUCCAGCUACAGUUCCACUUACCCACCAGGCGUAGUCACCCUGCCAGUGGGCUCGCCAUUGUACGUUGGCGUUUCUGUGGAGGAAAUGAACUCAAACUUGAUGGUUAUUCUGGAGAACUGCUUUGCCACUCCCACGUCAAACCCUGAAGACCCCAUACGACACCCCCUCAUUGAGAACAAAUGCUCCACGGAUCGCCGUCAGGUGUCAGUGGUCCAGAGCGGCACGUCCCUCCAGGCUCGUUUCACUGCUCUGUUGUUCCUGCUGGGGGAAGAAUAUCGAAAAAUUUAUCUUCACUGUCGCCUGAGCCUGUGUGACAAGACACGCUUCAGCUGUGUCCCGGUUUGUCGAAGCAGAGAGUUGCGUUCUGUUCCAAGCCUUGCUGCAUUGAAGCCCAUCACCGCCGGACCAAUAGUUUAUGGCUUUCACUAA
Messenger RNA from Poeciliopsis prolifica (blackstripe livebearer), 1527 nucleotides. RefSeq names its product uromodulin-like. Gene Ontology annotation, cellular component: membrane. The transcript has 7 exons. Lineage: Eukaryota; Metazoa; Chordata; Actinopteri; Cyprinodontiformes; Poeciliidae. The record is from RefSeq and is a predicted model, not a curated record. Bases 1 to 1527 code for a protein of 508 amino acids. Gene Ontology annotation, molecular function: calcium ion binding.